ACCACAGGCAUGGCGGGAAGUUAUCCGUCUUGAAGGUUACUGCAGGCGAUAGGCGUCAUCUGUCAUAUAUAAAGUCCUGGACACCCACUUGUUCCAUCAUUUUGUCCUGCUCUUCAAGCACUCAACUCCUCCAGAUAUGCGUUUUCUGGCAGUGUUGGUGUUGGCGUUGAUGGCUGGUGUUUGUUAUGGCGGACUCAUUGGUGGGGUUUUGCCACUUGGUUUGGGUAUUGGCGGCCUUGGUGGAUAUGGCGGCGGCUACAAUGGUUUUGGAGGCUUAGGCGGCUAUGGGGGAGGAUUUAAUGGAGGAUAUGGUGCCAAAGGAGGACACACCUUCGUGCUGAGCAAGAGCCACUCGUUUCCUGUCAGUAAUGGUUGUGUUGGCGGUGACGGCUGGUGUUUACAGUGGACCAGUCGUUCUGGGCCUUGGACAUCCUCUUGGUGGUGGUGGUGGGAUUGGUGGUCUUGGUGGAUAUGGUGGAUAUGGUGGUGUUUUGAACGGCUUUGGAGGACAAGGCGGCUAUGGUGGAGGAUUUAAUGGUGGAUUUGGUAGCCAAGGAGGACAUACGUUCGUACUGAGCAAGAGCUACGGUAAGACUGAAACAUUGUCCAACGUUCUUCGUACUGCGGAUGUAACUAUAUCCUUUCUUAAUAUUUAUAAAUAAGAUAUCUUACUUUUUAUCUUAUGAUGUACCUCUUUGUUUACAGGAAGUACUGGAGGUUAUGGCCUGGGCGGACAGCUUGGAUUUGGCAAAAAUGGUGCACAUCUCGGAUUUGGCAAAGGUGGAUACGGUGGACUUGGGUUAAGUAAGUACCGCGGAUUUGGCAAAGUUGAAUACGGUUGAAUGACCCAUAAUGGUUAGUACCUUAGCUUAAUAUAUCAUUGGUUGACAUAAUGGUGAAUUAAUUUGAUACCGUAAUAAGUCCAUAUUUCAUGAUUUCAGACUUCGGGAAGUAAGUUUUCCGU
Messenger RNA from Cherax quadricarinatus, 964 nucleotides. Lineage: Eukaryota; Metazoa; Arthropoda; Malacostraca; Decapoda; Parastacidae. The record is from RefSeq and is a predicted model, not a curated record.